Gadus macrocephalus (Pacific cod) is the source of this 1037-nucleotide messenger RNA. RefSeq names its product bromodomain adjacent to zinc finger domain protein 2B-like. NCBI's taxonomy places the organism in Eukaryota, Metazoa, Chordata, Actinopteri, Gadiformes, Gadidae. The transcript has 5 exons. The record is from RefSeq and is a predicted model, not a curated record. Bases 168 to 1037 code for a protein of 289 amino acids.
CGCAAUACAGCUGUCCUAUCAAGGCGUCGCUGCUGCUGCGCAUUGGACCAUGCAUAUGACUGUUGAUAAUAUUUAGUUCAACGAGCAGGAUCUUGUCUUGUUACUAAAUAAGCUCUAAAACAAAACUGAAGAUAGUUUAAAAAGGAUCACCACUGUAAGAGUCUUCGAUGAAGGGCCUGACGCUGAUGCCUUCGGAUCUGGCCGGUCGCGACCGGUCUUCCGGGCGGAGCCUCCUCUCCAAUUACCUCCCUCCCUGCCUGGAGAGCAAGCUCCUGGCGCAGCACCAGCCCUCAGCAGCCUCCUCCGCCCUCCUCUCCCUCUGCCCGUCCCUCCAACCCACCCAGCUGAGCUCCACCGCGUCCGCCCGCCUCCUCUCCAGCUCCGCCCCCGCCUCCACCUCCACCUCGUCCUCCCCGCUGCUGAGCACCCAGAGCAGGCUGCUCCAGACGGCGUCCGCCGCGGCCCGCCCCGGCCCGCUGCUCCGUGCCACGCUGGACACGAGCGGCGGCGCGCUCCUCAGGGGCUUCGCCCUUCUGCCGACGCCUUCCUCCUGUGUCCCCACGCCGGGGCGCGAGGAAGAGGAGGAGGAGGGGGAGGAGAGGGAGGAGGCGUCGUCGUGGGGCGGAGGGGAGACGUUCUCUCAGUGCUCCAGCACCCAGGAGCCCAGCUCUGUUCUGGAAACCUCUACUUCUGACGACGAUGAUGACAGCGACUAUGAUGAGGUGGAUGCUGAUGACAUCACGGCAGAGAGUCCGGUCCUCGACAUUGAAAUGGCCAAUCGGGAGCAGGAGCAAACUUUGGCCAUCAUGCCAGAGGAAUUUCCCGAACUCCAACAGGAAAAAGACGUUGAGGCGGAAUUGAAUGAUAAGAAGUAUCUGCUGCUGAACGCUGUGUUCAGCUCCCUGCUCAGCAAGACCACCACCCAGAAGAGGGUGGGCGAGCUGGAGGGCGUCUGGCCCACCAUCGUUACCCUGGCAACGGACAUCUCCUCCGUGGACCCUCAGUUCCUCCUCAAGGAUCCUUCUGCAAAGUCCUAA